This is a messenger RNA of Ixodes scapularis (black-legged tick), 930 nucleotides long. RefSeq lists its product as uncharacterized. The transcript is spliced from 2 exons. The record is from RefSeq and is a predicted model, not a curated record. NCBI's taxonomy places the organism in Eukaryota, Metazoa, Arthropoda, Arachnida, Ixodida, Ixodidae. Bases 1 to 930 code for a protein of 309 amino acids.
AUGUUGAAGCUCAUGCGAAACCUGCUGGCUGAAAAGGAGCUCAUCAGGGAUGGUGCGGGUCCAAGAAAGACCGCCAUUCUUGGAUUUCUGUUGACCCUCCAGUCCAUCAAGGAUCUGGCUGAAGACCUCGUUUGGAGCAGCAGUCCUCUGCUCAAGUGCCUGCUGACACGCAAGCUAAGUCAAGACCACCUCGAAUUGUUCUUUGCAACAAUCAGGAACAGAACGGGCAACAACAACAAUCCUAGGGCCCUCGAGAUUCGCUCGGCGCACAGGAAGUGCCUCAUCGGGAAUGUGCUGCCCUCGAGCCGAGGCAACUGUCAGGUCGACGGCACGCAGACGCUUCUUUUUAGUUCGUCGGACAAGCGCCAGCAAGACCCGUCAGCUGACACAAACCAGGACGACGCCGACGCCACCUGGGUUAUAGGAUACAAGCCUCUCUCGGAGUUUGCCGAGAGCAUUGUACAAUACAUUGCGGGCAAUGUGGCCGUUAACUUUGCAAAAGACGCAAAGUGCCCGGACUGUGCAAGGAUUGCACUUCUCACCACUGACAAAUGUGACCUGGUGCGUGUCAAGGACAAGGGCGGUCUCCACAGUCCAUCCCCAGACAUCCUGCAUCUCUGCACCACUGCCGAGAAGGUGCUUCGCAGAAACUUCGACACAGUGGCCAAGGGAGGGCGGAACUGGCUUCUCAGGCUGCAAACCGAGACAUUGAGUAUUGUCUCCUUGUCACCAUCCUUCAAGAGGUUCGACCACCUGUUUGUUGCACAAACAAUUGACAAUCAAUCUCACUUCUCUGUCAUGCUCAAGAAGAUGCUGGCACACUACUUUCAGCUGAGGAUUCACCACAUGUGCCGGCAGCAAAGUGCCGAGGAAAGGAAAGUGCCCGUUCGGCAAUACUUCAACAAGCUCGUGCUCUUUCAUGGACAAUAA